AUGGCUACUUUCGGAACAAUUGGUGAAUUUCGGGAGGACGAAGGGAGUUGGUCCCAGUACAUUGAACGUAUGGGGCACUACUUCGACGCCAACAGCAUCGUGGAUGGGGGACGAAAGAGAUCCAUCUUACUAAGUGUAUGUGGAGCUUCAACCUACAAGUUGAUGUCAAGUCUGACAACACCAAGAAAGCCGGGGGAAGUUGACUUCCAAGAACUUGUUAAAUUAAUGAUUGACCAUCGGGAUCCAAAGCCCUCGGUGAUUGUUCAAAGGUUCAAGUUCAACAGUCGUGCUAGGAAGCCGGAGGAAUCAAUUUCGACUUAUAUUGCAGAGCUGCGACGAGUAGCAAUCGAAUGUAAGUUUGACACCAUUUUGGAUGAAAUGUUGAGAGAUAGAAUUGUGUGUGGGGUGGCGGAUGAUCGUAUACAGAGACGAUUAUUGGCAGAGCCGACAUUAACAUUCGAGAAGGCAAAAGACAUCGCCUUGGCAAUGGAGUUGGCAGAUAAAAUUACGGCGGAUCUACGAGAACAAAAUAAGAGAAGCGACAUGGUAAACAAAAUCGCUUUUGCUGGUGGCCGUCGUAUGCCAACGCAACGCCAGUUUUCAGAGAAACAUUCUAGGUGUGGUCGAUGCGGUGAAGGACCCCGCAAACAAGGCGCGGACUGUCCGGCGAUAGAUGAAGACUGUUUCCAUUGCGGCAAAAAGGGUCACUACGUAGUGGUUUGCAAAGCCAGGGGAACGAAAAAGGACCAAAGAAAAGUCACUUAUCAGCAGCGGGAACAGGCCAGUUCCAACAAGUCCCGCACCUAUCAAAUAGCAGAGGAGGAAGAGGAGGAGGAAAGCGAAACAUACGGGUUGUUUCAACAUUCCGUGAAUAAAGCAAAACCUCCGCCGUACAUGACGAAACUUUCUGUGAAAGGAAAGGAAGUUAACUUCCAAGUAGAUACUGGCUCAGCGGUUACCAUAAUUAACGAAGAAACGUGGCUCUCACACUGGAGUGAGAAGGACAGACCCAUUCUCAAUGACUCAACAAUCCGCCUACGCACUUACACCAAACAUUUAGUCGAUAUUGUUGGGGAAUAUGAAGUCACCGUUUGCUAUGAAAACCAGACGGUACGCGUGUUGCUAAUCGUGGCGAGAGGGGGUGGGCCAAACCUCAUGGGACGAGAUUGGCUAGACGUCAUUAGGUUGAACUGGAGAGAAAUCUACUUGGUCAAAGUCGAAAAUGACGUCUCGAGUUUGAUGGCAGACUACAAGGAGUUGUUCGCACCAGAACUCGGGAAGUUGAAAGGUGUGGAAGUUGACCUGGAUAUCGACGAAGAAGCUUCGCCGAGAUUCCUAAAGGCCCGACCAGUGCCGUUCGCACUGCGAAAUAGGCUGGAUGAGGAACUGGAUCGCCUACUAGCGAAUGACAUCAUAGAACCAGUUCAAUAUUCGAACUGGGCGGCUCCAAUAGUUCCUGUAGUAAAAGGAGACGGAUCAAUCAGGGUUUGUGGCGACUACAAAACAGCCGCUCGUUCCGACACCUAUCCUAUACCUCGAGUAGAGGAGCUGUUUGCAAGGCUCGCAAACGGAAAGCAAUUCUCAAAACUGGACCUCUCACACGCAUAUCAACAAUUGGUCCUGUCGGAGAAAUCGAGGGAGUUGGUGACCAUCAAUACCUCAGCGGACUAUGGAAUCGGUGCUGGCUGGCAUUCCAGGCGUGGCAGUUUACUUAGAUGA
Strongylocentrotus purpuratus (purple sea urchin) is the source of this 1719-nucleotide messenger RNA. RefSeq lists its product as uncharacterized. Lineage: Eukaryota; Metazoa; Echinodermata; Echinoidea; Camarodonta; Strongylocentrotidae. Bases 1 to 1719 code for a protein of 572 amino acids. The transcript has a single exon. Gene Ontology annotation, molecular function: zinc ion binding; nucleic acid binding. The record is from RefSeq and is a predicted model, not a curated record.